Messenger RNA from Effrenium voratum, 2166 nucleotides. The record is from the annotation of a GenBank genome assembly. Lineage: Eukaryota; Dinophyceae; Suessiales; Symbiodiniaceae.
AUGGGUGACCUUUUGCUGUCGGAGCGUCAGGUCUCCCUGCUGGAUGAGCUUGCUGUGAGCUCCGGUGUACCCUCUGGUAGCGCCAAGGAGGAGCCGAACGCCUUCGAGACGUUUCACAAGCACUGGCAGACGGUGCGAGCUCGACAUGGUCAGCGGGAGGGCUCGAAGAGACGGGGCCGCUGGCAAUGGAUUUACCGGGUCCAGGAGAUUUGCAACUCUGCCUGCGAGGAGCUGGACGCGGUGCUUGAGCAGCUCUCGGAGCUAGAUCGGCAGCGCUGUGAGGUGCUGCGGAAGACCACGGCGCUGCACGAGGAGUGCGAGCACAUGGUCCAGGACCAGGAGCGCCUGGCGGCCGACGCCCAGGCCCUGGGUGAGCGCCUGGACUUCUUCGACCGUGUGGCGGACGUGGCGUGCAUGCUAGAUCACCAAUCAGCCAACGGUCUGCUGGCUGGCACCGGCGGCACGCCUGGCAACCACUCAGAGUUUGCCUCGGUCCUGGACCAGAUCGAUGGCUCCAUCACCUUUCUAGAGGCGCAUCCGGACUUCUGCCAGGCGCAGGCCUAUACGCACCAGUUUGAGCAUCUGCGGAAUCGCGCGUGCUUGGCUUUGCGUUCGACGCUGCAAAGAAGUCUGGAGAAGUCUGCCACGCAGGUGGAGCACCAACUCAAGGAGGGCGCGACCGUGCAGACGCAGGUUUUCUACACGCGGUUCAAAGCCGCUGCGGGAAACUUCAGGCCCUUGCUGGUUCUCCUGCACCAGCGUGUGGAUGUGCACGAGACCUAUGCCGUGACGUUGGAGGAGUUGGAGGGUUUCUUUGUGCACUUGCGCUUGAAGCUGCUCACGCUCCCUGUGUCCACACAUCUGCAGUCCAUGGUCCACCAAGAGCUGGAGAGGAGCCAGCUAGCUCCUGCCACCCGGCAGGCAAGCGCCUACAUCCUGGAGAUCUCCCAACUCGAGCGCCAGCUUUUUGAGGCUUAUUUCGAGCUGCGGCAGCCCCAGGAGGCUUUGCGGACUUUGCUGGAGACCGUGGCGGACAUCUUUUACCAGACGAUGAGACCUCUCGUGCUGACCUGCGACUCCAUCGACUCCUUGCGCGAGAUCGCGGAUUGUUUGCAGAUGGACGUUAUGGAGCCCCGGCAGCGGUCCAAGUCCGAGUUGGUGUCCUUCUUGGGGGUGGUGUACCGCCUUCACAAGGAUGUGCAGGAGAAGCUCAUUUAUCGGGUGGAGAUGUACAUCCGAGACAACAUCAAGGGGUACAUGCCCACCAGCGCGGACCUAGACUACCCGGCCAUUCUCUACGCGGAGAAAGGCGAUCAGGACGCCGCGGAGCACAUGGGCGCGCCAGGCUCCGGGUGGUACCCCUCGCUGCCGCGGACCUUGUCCAUUCUGGCCAAGAUCUACCGCGUGCUGGAAAUGUCCACCUUCCAGGGGAUGGCCCAGGAAGCUGUGGAUCUAUGCAUGCACACGCUGAAGCAGGCGUCGGAGUCUUUGGCCAGGAGGGCCCUACCGAGGUGUGACGAAAGCCUGCAGGCUGUGCUGCCGCUGGUCCAGAUGAUGGAUUCCCAGCUCUUCCUGGUGAAGCAUCUUCUGCUGCUGAGGGAGCAGGUCGCGGCCUUCGAGUGCGAGUUGGUGGUCUCCGAGAAGUACUUCAACUUUGGAAACCUUUGGGAGGCUCUGAACUUGAAGCUGCCCGACGGGAUCCUGGGCAUCCUGAAGCCCACCAUCUACUACGCCGAGGUGGACAGCAAGAAGGACAUCGAGUCGCAGCUUAAGUCUGCGUGCGAAGCGCUGAUCACGAACAUCACUGCUCACAUCACGCAGCCUCUGGCCGCGGUGAACACUCAGAUCGGCCACUUUCUGGCCAGCGGAGUCGAACGCACAUCGCUGAAGGAGCAAGCUUUCAUGCAGCCAGAGCAGCUUCAAAACGUUAUAGGAACCUUCCUCGCCCACGUGAAGGCCAAAGUGCCUUUCGCCACGGCGCACAUCCGUCUCUACCUCUCGGCCCCGCGAGGUGAGGAUGCGAGGCGCCCAUCCUCUUCAAGCCGGUGGAGAUGCGGCUGGUGGACACGUGGGGCCGUUUGGAGGGCCUACUCGAGGAGCAGCGCUUCAGCAGCGAGGAGCUCGCCGCGCUGGGCUUUGUGCGCCCAGAUGCCCUCCGGGAGCUGA